CUUCAACUUCUCUGCGCUUGCUCUAGUCCCUCAUUCUGUCUAACCAAAGUCUGCACUCGAUAGCAACACCUCGCCCUAUUAGCCUAGCUUGUUAACCAUGGCAGAAGUAACGAAGGAAGUCAUCGGCGUUAACACUCUGCUUCAUGAGCUUGACUUGAGUGAAGAUGAGGCUGCAGUAUCUAUGAAGAAAGGCACCGGUGCCGACAGGCAAAACAUGUGGAGGAUGGGUAAAGUUCAAGAGUUACGACGCAACUUUCGAUUCGUGUCCAUUUUCGGGUUCUCCAUGAUUCUCAUGGCAUGCUGGGAGAUUGUUUUGAGCACUUCAGGAAUUGGACUUACUAACGGUGGUACGGGAGGUCUGAUCUGGACGUACCUGUUCAGUUGGAUGGGAUUCAUUUGUGUCACUAUUUCGAUGGCGGAGAUGGGAUCCAUGGCACCAACUUCGGGAGGCCAAUAUCACUGGAUCAGCGAGUUUGCCCCUGCAAGAGCUCAGAAGUUCUUAAGCUACGUGAUCGGCUGGUUGUGUACUCUCGGAUGGCAGGUCAGCUCUGCUGGAGCGGCGUUCCUCGCGGGCGUCCAGAUUCAAGGCCUAAUCGUCAUCAACAAGCCUGACUACGUCUUCCAGGCUUGGCACGGGACACUACUUGUGAUUGCCGUAUCGGCUUUCAAUGUCACAUUCAACACAUUUUUCGCGAAGAAACUCCCUUUGAUCGAAGCCGUCAUUCUGGUCCUUCACAUUUGCGGGUUCUUUGCUGUCCUAGCUGUACUGUGGGUCAUGGGUCCUAUUGCCGACGCAAGCAUCGUGUUCACGACCUUCAACAACUUUGGAGGCUGGAGUAGCAAGGGUCUUGCUACUAUCGUGGGUGCUAUAGGGACUGCAAUGCCCCUUAUUGGAGCUGACGCUUCAGUCCACUUAUCGGAAGAACUUCGCGAUGCCUCCAAAACACUUCCUAGGGCUAUGAUAUGGUCGAUACUGGUCAACGGCGCCAUGGGUUGGAUAAUUAUAAUUACCUACUGUUGCGUCCUCGGAAACGUCGAGGAUGCCUUAGAGUCCCCGACAAGGCAGCCCUUCCUAUACGUAUUCCAAAACACAACAAAAUCUGCUGUGGGAGCUUCUCUCAUGGGCGCAGUGGUCAUUUCAAUGGCCACCUUUUCUGCAGUUUCUGUCACAGCUACUUCUUCUCGUCAGCUGUUCGCUUUUGCGAGAGACAAGGGCGUCCCCUUCCACGAGACCUUCGCAUAUGUACCACCAGAGUGGGAUGUUCCUAUCAACGCCGUCUGCUUUUCAUUCGCAGUUGCAUGCCUCCUUUCUCUAAUCAACCUCGGUUCUGCCGUUGCAUUCAACACUAUUGCAUCACUGGGCUCUGCUGCUCUCAUGUCCUCAUAUAUAGUGUCUAUCUCCUGCAUGGCCCUAAAGCGAAUCCGAGGUGAACCCCUCCUGCCAUCGGAAUUUAAACUCGGUCGCACUGGUCUCCCAAUCAACCUCAUAUCCCUCGUCUUCCUGAUUUUCAUAUUCUUCUUCUCAUUCUGGCCUGGGAUGGUUAAGCCGACUGUGGAAUUGAUGAAUUGGAGCAGUAUGAUGUUUGGAGGAACAAUGAUUUUUGCCUUGCUCUUUUAUUUUUUCCGAGGCAGACAUGUCUAUGAUGGACCGGUCACUUAUGUACGGAAAUCGGCAUAAAUCUUGCCCUCUUGUAGUAUGCAUGUUACAGCGAGAUUUCUUUAACUGUAACUUCCUGUCAUGGCGCGACGGGUAGAGAGCUAACGUGCCAC
Messenger RNA from Lindgomyces ingoldianus, 1770 nucleotides. RefSeq names its product amino acid transporter. The coding region runs from base 98 to 1678 and encodes 526 amino acids. The record is from RefSeq and is a predicted model, not a curated record. Lineage: Eukaryota; Fungi; Ascomycota; Dothideomycetes; Pleosporales; Lindgomycetaceae. The transcript is spliced from 6 exons. Gene Ontology annotation, cellular component: membrane. Gene Ontology annotation, biological process: transmembrane transport. Gene Ontology annotation, molecular function: transmembrane transporter activity.